AUGGGAGCAACAAAUUCAAAAGGUUGUCCGCCUGGGAAUUCACCAGAAGCUGGAUCCUCUCCUCCAGUCAAACAGCUGCUUGAUCAGCCAGAGACUGUCACCACCAUAGAUACUGGGUAUGGAGAACUUUACAAUGUGGCCUGUCUGAGUGAUGAAGUAAUCUGGACAAGUGGAGAUGACAGCACCAUGAAACUCUUCAGCAUCAAUCAGGGAUCACUACUCAAGUCAUUCGAAACCAAGUCAGGAAAAAGACCAGAAAACAUAGUUGUCACAAUCACUGGAGAUCUAGUUUAUACAGAUAAAAAGGAUAAAACUGUACACAUUGUGAAGAAUGGAAAGAUAGAGGAGGUUUUCAGACUAGACUGGGAUUUGAUUCCCCGUGUGAUCAUAGACAGUCAAGAUUACCAACAAUCAAAAGUUGUCCGUUACUCUGGAUCCACAGAAAAACAAACAAUCCAGUUUGGUGAUAAGAAAAAUCCCCUCUUUUCCUGUGGCCCUGAUAGCAAAUACCUAAUUGAGAACAGGAAUCUUGAUAUCUGCGUGGUCGACAUUGGGGCUGGAGCAGUAGUGGUGGUCAAUCAGGCCGGGAAACUGAGAUUCAGGUACAUUGGAUGUACUUCAGCUCCGAAGAACCAACCAUUCAAUCCACGAGGAAUUACCACAGACAGUCAGAGUCACAUCCUUACAGCUGAUAUUUACAAUCACUGUGUCCACAUCAUAAACCAGGAUGGACAGUUCCUCCGUUACAUAGAAUGUGGACUGAGUGAACCCUGGGGACUGUGUACAGAUACAAAUCACAAUCUGUUUGUUGCUGAAUAUAGAAACAGAAAAGUGAAGAAAAUAAAAUACCUACAGUAA
Messenger RNA from Saccostrea cuccullata (small rock oyster), 858 nucleotides. Its product is annotated as tripartite motif-containing protein 2-like. The coding region runs from base 1 to 858 and encodes 285 amino acids. The transcript is spliced from 2 exons. Gene Ontology annotation, molecular function: translation repressor activity; ubiquitin protein ligase activity; protein binding. Lineage: Eukaryota; Metazoa; Mollusca; Bivalvia; Ostreida; Ostreidae. Gene Ontology annotation, biological process: proteasome-mediated ubiquitin-dependent protein catabolic process; negative regulation of translation; protein polyubiquitination. The record is from RefSeq and is a predicted model, not a curated record.